UUUGGGGGUCUGGCUCGGGUUUUCCCGGUUCGAAAAAUGGAGAUUUUGAACCGUCUAUAAACCAUUAAAUUUCCUGUGAGGAAAAAAAAUUCCGGCAAGAAAAUGGCAGCUGCCGGAAAAUGCUUCCUUGUCACUGGCCCUGUUGGUAUUGGUAAGACAACUUUGAUAGUCAGAGUACUCGAAACUCUCAGAAAUUCAAAUCCUAAUUUGAAAGUUCAAGGGUUCUACACUCGUGAGAUUAGAGAAGGAACUGAGAGGAUUGGAUUUGAGGUUGUGACGCUUGAUGGACGUACAGGGCUUCUUGCUUCUAACAAAAUCUCGAGCGCGCAGUCUCUUAGAUGGCCCACUGUGGGAAGAUACAGGGUAGAUGUUGCAUCAUUUGAGUCGUUGGCAUUGCCAGAGUUGCAGGUAAGGGAAGAUACCGAUCUCUUCAUCAUCGAUGAAAUUGGGAAGAUGGAGCUCUACAGUUCCUCAUUCUUUCCAGCUGUACUAAAGGUCCUUCAAUCUAAUAUCCCACUCUUGGCUUCUAUUCCCAUUACAAAAGUAGGCAGAGAUAUACCUGGAGUUGCGAGGAUGAAGAAUCAUCCAGGAGCUAGAGUUUUUACACUUGAUGCAAAUAACAGGGAUGCUAUGAGAGAACAAAUAUGUUCCAUCUUAGCAGAUAUGCUGCAAAAGCCUUAAACGUCGAAGAGCAUAAUCUUCCAGCUAAUGUUGUAAACACUCCUGCUGGUAAACAAACUUUAACCUGAUCGUCAAAUCUUCCAGUAACUUACCUUCAUUAUUUUGUCCUUCGGAGAUGCACUAUUCAAGAAGACAAGAAUGCAAGUGGAAUAUUUCCUUGAUUCCCUUAAAAUCUCCAACACUUUGAACACCAUGGUGGCGUAGAAUGCUCAGAACAAUUGCUGAGAGAGGAAUUUUGAAGACGAGAGAGAAAAAAUGGAGCGAUGUUUUUUAUAACACGUUGCUGGCCAAUUCUAACUAGUCACAAUCUAACUUUUCUGAAGCUUCCUUUAAUUUCUUUUCUGUGUUGUUAUGGUGUACUGAAAGAUGCCAGUGUGUGCUGUUUGAUUAUAUUGAUUGUGGAAAAUUGAUCCAGUCCUUCCCUGAACUCUGUGCAUAGCGGAAGUUUAGUGUGUCAGACUGCCCUUUUUUUUUGAA
Solanum tuberosum (potato) is the source of this 1158-nucleotide messenger RNA. RefSeq names its product nucleoside-triphosphatase THEP1. Gene Ontology annotation, molecular function: ribonucleoside triphosphate phosphatase activity. NCBI's taxonomy places the organism in Eukaryota, Viridiplantae, Streptophyta, Magnoliopsida, Solanales, Solanaceae. The transcript is spliced from 6 exons. The record is from RefSeq and is a predicted model, not a curated record. Bases 103 to 681 code for a protein of 192 amino acids.